AUGCCACGUGUUCGGCAACCUGGCGGCGCCGUCCUUGUGCGCGCGUCCACGUCAACAGCUGAAUUUUCCCCUCUUUUCCUGGGAUUUGAUUUUGGCACGUCUGGGGCGCGUGCUGUCGUUAUUGAUGGCAACGCAGCCAUUCUCGCUGACGUCAAGAGGAAGUACCCUCCUGCCGCCCAUGCUGAGUUAGCAGUGGGCGGCACCUCCGACCCGGACGAUGACGUGUCAGCAGCGGAGGGGUGGCGGGCGGCGUUGUUUGGACUGUUGCGCGACAUUCCCGAGGAGUUGAGGCGGCGAGUGGCGGCAGCAUCGCUGGACGGCACGUCCGCCACCACCAUGGUCGUCAGCCGCACCACCCGCGAGCCCACCACCCGCCCCAUGAUGUACAACGAGGCGGGCAGCGCGGAAGCCGUUGCUGCCGUGGCGGCAGUGGCGCCGGCCAAUCACACGACGACAGCUGGCACGUCCACGCUGUGCAAGCUGAUGACGUGGUGGUUGAGGCAGGGGGGGGGAGGUGGGCAGGGGGAGGGGAGUGGGGAGGAGGAGAGACAGGGAAGAGGUGGAGGAGGAGAGGGAGGGGAGGGAGAGGGGGAGGUGGUGAUGGUGCAUCAGGCGGACUGGCUGUUGGGGCAGCUGUGUGGAGCAGCAGCGGACGUGCAUGUCACUGACUUUAACAAUGCGCUUAAGGUAAGAGGGGAUGAUGAGAUAAUGGUGCUGGUGAGUGGGAUGGUGCUGGUGAGUGGGAUGGUGCUGGUGAGUGGGAUGGUGCUGGUGAGUGGGAUGGUGCUGGAAUCGCCUCCCCCAUCUCCUCUCUCUGUCUCCCACACGCCCCACCAGCUGGGCUACGACCCUGAGAGCAGCGCCUACCCGGACAGGCUGGCCUGGGCUACGACCCUGAGAGCAGCGCCUUCCCGGACAGGCUGGCGUGAAUUCUCUCAUAUUCAGGAAUCGCCUCCCCCAUCUCCUCUCUCUGUCUCCCACACGCCCCACCAGCUGGGCUACGACCCUGAGAGCAGCACCUACCCAGACUGGCUGCUUGCGCUGCCCUUCGCGUCCAUGCUGCCACGUGUGCUGCCGCCCGGCUCCCUCAUCGGCACCGUGGGGACACGAAUCACGGCCGAGUUUGCCCUCCCGUCUGACUGCAUCGUCACCACCGGCACCACUGACAGCAUUGCGGCCUUCCUGGCCGCGAGGGUAACUUCUCCUGGGUAUGCGGUCACGUCCCUUGGGUCUACCCUCGCCGUCAAGCUCGUCAGCACCGCGAGAAUCGACGAUGCUCGUUUCGGAGUAUACAGCCACCGCUUGCCGCCCGGGAAUUGGGCGCCGCCGGGGGUGGAGAACGAGGGGGGGACGGAGCAGGGAGGUGCGGCAGAAGAGGACAAGGAGUGCAAGUGGCUGGUCGGCGGGGCGUCGAAUACGGGCGGCGCAGUGCUGCGGGAGCAUUUCACAGACGAGCAGUUGAGGGAGCUGAGUGCAAAAAUAGACCCGAGUGUAGAGAGUAAACUCGAUUACUACCCACUUACGCGCCCUGGAGAGAGGUUCCCUGUGUCCGACCCUGACCUGCAGCCUCGCCUGACUCCUCGCCCUGCUGACGACGCUCUCUUCCUGCACGGCAUUCUCGAGUCCAUUGCCACCAUUGAGGUGCGCCUCUGCUCCCCACUUCCUCGUUCUGUCACUCACUCUAGAAAUCUUCCGUCUCAGUCUCUCUUCCUGCACGGCAUUCUUGAAUCCAUUGCCAUUGAGGUGCGCUUCUGUUCCUGA
Closterium sp. Naga37s-1 is the source of this 1761-nucleotide messenger RNA. Lineage: Eukaryota; Viridiplantae; Streptophyta; Zygnematophyceae; Desmidiales; Closteriaceae. The record is from the annotation of a GenBank genome assembly.